Amoebophrya sp. A120 is the source of this 1660-nucleotide messenger RNA. Lineage: Eukaryota; Dinophyceae; Syndiniales; Amoebophryaceae. The record is from the annotation of a GenBank genome assembly.
CGGAGCAGUAGAACAGACGCCAAAGUCAGCAACGGCUACAACAAAGAAGUCACCAAAAGCACCUGCUUCUGGAUCUAGAGUCGACCAUGACGACGACGACGAUGGGAUUAGCACCAAAGUCCAAAAUCUCGAAACCGAAACGAAAAUCCAGAUGCAGGUGUCUGAGAUCCCGCGAACCAUGUACGGCGUUCUCUAACGUUACACUCUCAACUGUUACAUGAAUUUGUCAUGCAGAACUAUCAUCAUCUUCAUCAUCCACACGACCAAGCUGCUUCGCAUGACAAAUCUGCGAAGGGCUAAACAGCACUUACAUCUGGGCGGCAUUUGUAAUGCUACAGGUGCACCCUCCGCCCUUUGGCUUUUGCCACUUUUGCAUUUACAAAUUCAUGGAAGAGCAGUUGAGAAUGUAACUGAUUAGAGAACUCCAUACCAUGGCGGGGCGCAUGAACACGGCGGAGUCGACCGUGGCAAAGUUUUUUGAUUUAUCCUGUGCAAAAGUAUCGUACUCGUAUUGGAGUUAUGCAUUACAAAUCUUUUUCUUAAGGUAAAUCCGCAGUACAAAUUUUAUUUCUCAUGCUGAGGUGGAAAUUUGUAUUUGUAAUGCAUUUAUAGGAGAAGGAGUGCGAUACUUUUGCAAUGCAUAUGAUUUCCGCGUCGGCAAGAUGCACAAGCCCGUGCACACCGUAGAGAAAUUGCAGGAUCAGCUGAAGAUGUUUCCGAUUCCGAACGGGGACGUGCGACGGCGAAAGUCCAUGGAAAGACUGGGCGAGAUCUUCGAAGACGACGGAAAGAACGACCUCAUUCCGGACAACGCGCCCUUGGUGCCCAAACUCGAGCUACGAGAGCAAUUGUACAACAACCCCCGGGCCUUUCCGGCGUUGUCGAUUUUCGCGAACAAGCUUUUGUCGCAUUCCGCCUACUAUCAAGUGCAAAAGUAUCGUACUCGUAGUAAUCGCAGUCAUGCAUUACAAAUCUCCAUCCCAAGGCAAAACAGCAUGACAAGUUCCAUUUGUCAUGCUAAGCUAAUUUGUAUUGCAAUUCCUACUAGUACGAUACUUUUGCAGUUCGUACCUACCAGAAGGCGCACAUCAACUACUUCGCGAGGUUAUCCUGUGCAAAAGUAUCGUACUCGUAUUGCAAUCAUGCAUUACAAAUCUUUUUCUUGAGGCAAAUCCCCAUUACAAAUUUAAUUUCUCAUGCUGAGGAAAUUUGUGAUGCAUUUAUACGAGUACGAUACUUUUGCAGUUCAUAGAGGUGCGAAAAGGACAAUGACGUCCCGGUGCCCGCGAAGUCCCUGCUGUUUAUCCUGUGUAAAAACGUCACCACCCCAUACCAUAGUGGUCAAGAUGGGAACUCUGCUAGACAAAUCAACAAGCUUUGGCUAUUGCGCAUGACAAGUAGCUUGGCCCCCUAAAGUAAUCUUCCUGUUUAGCUAGUUGAGCAGCAUCACAGAGGUAGCCUCUCAUGCUUGUUGGGGCAUGACAAAUUCCGAAACGCUUCUAUUAGAAAAUGCGUUUCAUGGGACACCGCAUGAGAAACAUUUUCAGCGUGCAGAUUUGCAUUACAAACACCUGUCCCUGUGGGGUCGUGGGGAUGUUUCUACUCGGGAUACUGUUUUUGGAGCAGGAGCACCGGUUUCAGGAGAAGCGGGCGGUCUUUG